AGCAAGUUUUACAUAUCUUGUACUCCAUGCUACACGACACCCCUGCACGUCACGCCCUCUCCCUCUCCUUAUUGCGUGCAGCACUCAAGAAUACUGCACUCUGCACUGACACUCUGUGCAUGCAUGUUAGGGAACUGUCCACAAACUUUGAGAGGUAAAUAGAAAAGGGCUAUGGAGGAGACUAGAGACGGAGGCAUUGCUGAUGGGGAAGCUAUGGAGCCUGAGGCUCAGAAAGGGAGCACAGAAAGCAUAUCCGAGGCCAGGGAGAAAUGGGCCAACAAGACUGAGUUCCUGCUGUCCAUGGCUGGGGAAAUUAUUGGCCUGGGGAACGUGUGGCGCUUCCCUUACCUGUGCUACAAAAAUGGAGGUGGUGUUUUCUUCAUUCCUUAUUUCAUCUUUCUCUUCUUUUGUGGAAUCCCAAUAUUCUUCCUUGAGACAGCGUUGGGUCAAUACACCAGUGAAGGGGGCAUCACUGCUUGGAGAAAAAUCUGCCCCAUGUUUGAAGGUGUAGGUGUUGCGUCCCAAGUUAUAGUGAUUUAUCUAAAUAUAUAUUACAUUGUGGUCCUGGCCUGGGCUCUGUUUUAUCUAUUCAACUGUUUCUGGAGCACUCUACCUUGGACUUCCUGUGACAACUAUUGGAACACAGUGAACUGCCAAAAUAUAAGUGCUACAUACACAGGUGUGCACAGACCUGAUUCUGACUGGUCAUUCCUGUACAAUGAGACGGAUCGAUUUGGUGACUACAGCAUGAGUUUCCAAAAUGAAUCCGAAUGGCCGCCUUUUAAAGUGACCUCCUCCGAACAAGAGUACUGGCUCCAUCGCAUGUUGCGGAUGACAGACAGUGGUGGUUUGGGGAGCAUAAAUGCUGAUCUUGCCAUGUGUCUUCUGUUGGCUUGGGUCAUCUGUUAUUUCUGCAUCUUUAAAGGAGUAAAGACCACAGGCAAGGUUGUGUACUUCACUGCUACGUUCCCCUACUUAAUGCUGUUCAUCCUUUGCAUCAGAGGAGUGACUCUGCCAGGGGCUGCAACUGGGAUUUCUUAUUACCUGUAUCCUGACAUCAGUAAACUCUCCAGUCCUGAUGUAUGGUGUGAUGCAGGCACUCAGGUGUUUUUCUCAUAUGCUGUGUGUCAGGGAGUCCUCACAGCGCUGGGCAGUUAUAACAAAUACAACAAUGACUGCUAUAAGGACUGUAUAGCACUCUGUCUUCUAAACAGCUGCACUAGCAUCUUUGCUGGGUUUGUGGUCUUUUCUAUUCUGGGGUUCAUGGCCCAUCAGCUAGAUCUACCAAUGGAAGACAUUGCAUCAUCAGGUGUUGGAUUAGCUUUCAUAGCAUAUCCUCGAGCCAUCUCUCUGUUACCUGGACCUCAGUUCUGGUCUGUUCUUUUCUUUCUUAUGGUACUCCUGCUGGGCCUUGACAGCCAGUUUGUGUGUGUGGAGAGUUUAGCCACAGCUCUCACAGACCUGUUUCCUGGAGUUCUAAGGAAGCGGCGAGAAGUUUUGGUGUUGGGGAUAGCUAUCAUCUGCUUCUUACUGGGACUGCCAUUCAUCACAAAGGGAGGAAUCCAUCUGUUCACUCUGAUGGACACCUACGGCCCGAGUGGAAUUAACUUGCUCUUUAUCGCCUGCUUUGAGACGAUUGUUGUCGCAUGGGUUUAUGGUGCAAACCGUUUCUACGACAACAUUGAAGAUAUGAUAGGAUAUGCACCAUUCAUUGUGCUGAAGUACUGCUGGCUCUUCAUUACCCCUCUCAUCUGUGCCGCUACUCUGCUGUAUAGCCUGCUGGGUAGUAAUUCUGUGUCUUCAGUUCAGUCUGUGCCAAACUGGAGUUACAAAUUUGCACCUCUGCUCACAGUCAUUCCUAUGGUCUGCAUCCCAAUCUUCCUCUUUGUCUCUUUAAGAAGGGGUCGUGACAUCAUCACCCCCUCUAGUGACCUGAAGCAGCUCCGACCAAACAGUCCACGCCUCACACUGUUUAAUUGUGUAAUCAUUAAACCACAGAGAUCUCGACACAUUCAGGAAGAUGGAGCAGAGAAAGCAAACACAGAACACAGUAGUGGAGUUUGAGAAGGCAGAAUGAUGAUUUUAUUUUAGGUGAUUAUAGAUAGAACUUUAGAUACUAUAAAAAGCAAUAACAUAUUAGUCAUAUUUAAUAACAUUAGUUCAUUUAAAUAUAAACUAUAAAUUAGAUUACCUUACAAACCAUUUUAUUGCAGUGUAUUAGGUUGUUAAUAAAUAUCACUCAGGAUGUCAAAUGAACAAAAUUAGGUUCAGCUGUUAAUAUGCAUAAUUAAGGGUAUUUAAUUUGUUUUAUUAUUUAUGCUGAUGUUCUCAGGAGAACUACAACUGUUUUUAUGAGUUCAAAUUGAGGGUUACUGCAGCUGAGGCAAUUUAAAACCAUUAAAUAUAUAUUUUGGGUGGGGGGUGGGGUUGAAGAAACACUAAAUAAUAGCAUCCUUUGGGGUUUGACUAUUGAAGCAAAAUGACUAUAUUUCAAGCUUCAAAAUUACCAUUUUAUGCAGUAAACUUUUUAGUUAUUAGUAAACAUAAACUUUAUAUAUGAAAUUUCAUAUGACAUAAUAGCAUGGAUCUCAGAAGUAAUUUUAGUAUGUUAAAUAUGUUAAGUUGUCAGGUUUACAUCUGUUUACAUUGUUAUCUUGUUUUUCUAUUUUAAAAAUUGUAAUUUGUAUUUUAGUUUUAACCAUUUGUCAAAAAAAAGAAGUCUCUGUAAUUAAAUUGGUGACUGAAACACUAAAA
Messenger RNA from Megalobrama amblycephala (Wuchang bream), 2754 nucleotides. RefSeq names its product sodium- and chloride-dependent GABA transporter 2-like. The transcript is spliced from 16 exons. The record is from RefSeq and is a predicted model, not a curated record. Gene Ontology annotation, biological process: sodium ion transmembrane transport. Gene Ontology annotation, cellular component: membrane. Lineage: Eukaryota; Metazoa; Chordata; Actinopteri; Cypriniformes; Xenocyprididae. Bases 172 to 2064 code for a protein of 630 amino acids.